Molecule: messenger RNA, 2912 nt
Organism: Impatiens glandulifera
Lineage: Eukaryota; Viridiplantae; Streptophyta; Magnoliopsida; Ericales; Balsaminaceae
Product: ankyrin repeat domain-containing protein 13C-B-like
Exons: 2
Coding region: 627-2525 (632 amino acids)
Cellular component (GO): cytoplasm
Molecular function (GO): protein binding
Source: RefSeq, a predicted model, not a curated record
CAAUGGUGAUGCCCUUGGCCGUACAAACUUACAGAGAUCAGACAUCUCGACGUGUAUGUUGAGUUGAAGCGAGGAGAGAGAGAGAGAUCUGAGCACUGUGUGGUUGGGGUUUUACCGGUUCGAGGAAUAAACUGUGCAUUCAAAUCCGAUCAAGUCUUUGAAGAAAGACCUUCCAGAUUCGACUUCAACGAAGAAGAAGAAGAAGUUCGAUUCAUUGUUACACAAUUCUUCUAAACCCUUACACGAAGCUCCUCUAAUUUCUUGACAUUGAGGAAUCGAUACUGUUAAAGGCGCAUCACCCGAUCGGUUUGGUUUUCUUUUUCAAGGUCUCUCUCUCUCUCUCCCUCUCUCUCGACUGUUUUUAGUAAACUGAGCUAGCUAGCUAGCUAUAUGAGUACGUAGUUGGAUCUAGUAAGAUAUGAAGUUGAAAACUGGAUAUUUCAAUGUGCACAGAGUGUCAUCUCAUAUCAUAAAAAAACCUAACUCAAUUUCCAGAUCUCUCUCUGUGGAGAGUCUUUUUUAAUUGCAUUGUUGCUCUUAUCUUGAACUAAAGAUUGACUGUAGAAGACUGAUGAAAUGAAAGGAAAAACACCUUUUUGAUACUACUAAAGAGGAGCACAGAAUCAAUGGAAGAUUGGUCUAAGUAUAGUCACAGUCCAGCUCAUGUAGCUGUGGUUCGUCGUGAUCAUGCUGCUUUAAAAAGAAUGAUCUUAAACCUUCCUCGGUUAUCAAAAGCUUCUGAAGUGAAUACCGAACAAGAAUCUCUUGAUGCAGAGAUUAAGGCAGAUGGAAUAUCUGCUGUCAUUGAUCGUAGAGAUGUUCCGGGAAGAGAAACCCCUCUGCAUCUUGCAGUUCGUUUGCGCGAUCCUGUUGCGGCCGAGGUUCUAAUGGCUGCUGGUGCUGAUUGGAGUCUUCAAAAUGAGAACGGAUGGAGUGCUCUACAAGAAGCGGUUUGUACCCGGGAGGAGAAUAUUGCUAUGAUUAUUGCUAGACAUUACCAACCUCUAGCUUGGGCUAAAUGGUGCCGUCGUCUUCCGCGAAUUGUGGCUUCUGCUUCUCGAAUUCGCGAUUUCUAUAUGGAGAUAACGUUUCACUUUGAGAGCUCUGUUAUUCCCUUCAUAAGUCGUAUUGCUCCAUCUGAUACCUACCGGAUUUGGAAACGUGGCUCUAAUCUUCGUGCAGAUAUGACUCUUGCUGGCUUUGAUGGGUUCCGCAUUCAAAGAUCUGAUCAAACUUUCCUUUUCCUUGGAGAGGGAUAUUCAUCUGCUGAUGGAAGGAUAACUUUGCCACCGGGUGCUUUGCUUGUAUUGGCUCACAAGGAGAAGGAAAUCACAAAUGCUUUAGAGGGGGCUGGUGCUCAACCAACUGAAUCCGAAGUUGCUCAUGAAGUGACUUUAAUGUCCCAAACGAAUAUGUACAGGCCGGGGAUUGAUGUCACUCAAGCUGAGCUCGUGCCCCAUUUAAAUUGGAGGAGACAGGAGAGGACUGAGAUGGUUGGAAAUUGGAAGGCUAAAGUCUAUGAUAUGCUUCAUGUAAUGGUGAGUGUGAAAUCAAGGCGUGUUCCUGGUGCAAUGACUGAUGAAGAGCUUUUCUCUGUCGAUGAUGAGGACAAGACGGCAACUGGAGGUGAAUAUGAUGAUGUAUUAACAGCUGAAGAAAGAAAACAGUUGGAUUCUGCACUUCACAUGGGUAACAAUGAUGGUUUCUGUGAGGAGGAUGAAAAUAGUUUUCAGGAUGCACAUGAAGGCAGUGAUGGAAGCUCCGAAGCAAAUGGAGUUUCCAAGGAGAAAAAGAGUUGGUUUGGUUGGAACAAGAAAAACAGCACAAAGCAGCAUGGGGGUGGUGAUGAUCCUGAUGAUUCUAAAACACUGAAGAAAUCUAAUGGUGAGUUGACCAGGGAGGACUCUGGGAAUAAUGUUAAAGGGGGUAAAGACAAAAAUGGGAAGAAGAAAAAGAAGAAAACGGGUACAAGUGAAACUAAAAAUGAGAGCGAGUAUAAGAAGGGUGUGAGACCUGUACUAUGGUUGACCCCAGAUUUUCCUCUUAGAACAGAUGAGUUGUUACCGUUGCUUGACAUCUUAGCCAACAAAGUUAAAGCUAUUAGAAGACUGCGGGAGCUUCUUACUACCAAACUACCUCAAGGCACUUUCCCUGUCAAGGUUGCUAUCCCAAUAGUCCCGACCAUUAGAGUUCUAGUCACGUUCACAAAGUUCGAAGAGCUUCAACCGAUUGAGGAGUUCACAACACCACCAUCAAGUCCCAUGCAUUUUGAGGACGCCAAGUCCAAGGAAACGGAAGGGUCAAGUUCAUGGAUGUCAUGGAUGAGAGGAGGGAACAAAGGCGGGCAGUCUAGCGAUGGAGAAAGUCGCAGUUUCAGAGACGAUCUCGUUGAUCCUUUCAACAUACCAUCUGAUUAUGUGUGGAUUGAUGCCAAUGAAAAGAAGCGUCGUAUGAAAGCAAAGAGAGCCAGGAACAGAAAACAGAGGAAACACACCCCAGCCAGAAAUGCAGAUUUAGAAGAAUAAAAGAAGAAGAAAAACGUGUUUUCUUUUUUUCUUAUUUUAGGGUUCAUACAAGAAGAACUCCCGCUUGGUUUGGGCGGGGAGGGGGCAAGAGUCGGAACUCCUCCUCCCUCCAUUGCUGAGACUAGACCUUGGGAAAUUGUUUGAUCCAUUUGUUAUAUUAAUAUGUAAGGUGUGAAAAUGAUGGAAGAUUCUAUCUAGUGUUUCUUUCUUUUCUUUUUUUGCUUUGAAUUUCCUUGGGCAAAAGAAAUAUUAGUCUCUCAGUGUGACUACUACUAUCUGAUUCUGUUGAAAGGGUAGUUAGAUGGGUGAGGGACAAUUUGUAUAAUUGGAACAUCUUCUUAUCAUUGUGUUCAUUAAGUUUUGUGUUUAAUACUCAUUCAACCUUAA